AUGGCCGCCGUUCGAUCCGGCCUCGUCGACAUAUUCGUGCAGGGACAAUGGCAUCGAGUGUUGGCAACACUCGAUCCGACUGCGAUCACACUGCAGACGAUGGAGCAGAAUGAGGUGGAAGCGGAGAAGCGGACGGUUCGAGUCGUCAAGUACGAUGGAAAUGGAUUGGGCAUUUCGAUUAAAGGAGGCAGAGAUAACAACAUGCCAAUUGUAAUUAGCAAAAUCUUCAAAGGAAUGGCAGCGGAUCAAACCGGCGAGCUCUUCCUCGAUGACGUCAUCAUUUCAGUCAACGGCGAGAGUCUUCUAGACGCGUCUCACGAGGAAGCAGUUCGCGCGUUGAAACGAGCCGGUCGAGUUGUCGACUUGCAAGUUCAAUAUCGACGAGAAGACAUGAUGCACAGAGAGAAUAUAGUGGAGAACGUGGAAUGGGAUGACGAUAUUCGGGAGAGAGUUCGGACGAUCGGGUUGAAGCUUGCAUACGUGGCAAGAGCUGGGAUAGAUGCAGACGCCGAGGGAAGGAUAUUAGAGAUGCGGAGUCCGUCAGGCCGAUAUUCUCUAGCUAUGCGAUGUUCCAGCAGUGAGGAAGCUGACGGCUGGUUCGAAGCCCUGCACGCCUGUACGACCUGUCUGCUAACUCAGGCACUGGCCCAAGUCAAUAUAAUGCUUGGAAACAAUCCACAAGUCAGACAUAUGGGUUGGGUUGCUGAGCAAGUGUCAGAAAACGGGAUUUCCAUGUGGAAACCCAAAUUCAUGACACUUACAAACAGCGAGAUCCUAUUCUAUGAAGCCGUGCCACAACUGAAAGCCGAGUGGGCGGAGCCUCGGCUAGUGCGGCCGCUGGUAGCCACAAGAGUAGUUCAGACGAGCUCGCGAAGUGCUCCAGUCAUCAAAGGUCUCACAGAUGUGAUCUCAUUCCGAAUGCGUACCGGAACACAACAGGGCGUUCGGACGCACACAAUUCGCGUCGAGACUCAUGCCGAGUUGGCGAGAUGGGUACGAGCGAUAGUGAUUGGAGGGUACGAGGCGUGUCUUGCCACGUCACAAGUCUCCGCUCCAUGUCUAUGGAGAGGAGAGUCGUGUGAGCUUAUAGUGAACCUAGAUAAUGGAAUCUCAUUGUUAUCGUCAGCGGGGGAGGUACUGUGGCAACACUCGUUUGAAACGAUACGUGCCACUGGUGACGACGGCGGUCGCUUUUUGUGGGUCGAUUUUGGGCCACCACAUGGUGAACAGGAAUUGGAUCUGCUGAAUUCGGCGAAACCAGUCGUAUUCAUUCUACAUUCAUUUCUCGCCACCAAAGUGUAUCGACUGGGAUUGUACGCGUGA
This is a messenger RNA of Caenorhabditis remanei, 1323 nucleotides long. RefSeq lists its product as uncharacterized. Gene Ontology annotation, molecular function: protein binding; structural molecule activity. The transcript is spliced from 5 exons. The coding region runs from base 1 to 1323 and encodes 440 amino acids. NCBI's taxonomy places the organism in Eukaryota, Metazoa, Nematoda, Chromadorea, Rhabditida, Rhabditidae. The record is from RefSeq and is a predicted model, not a curated record. Gene Ontology annotation, cellular component: dystrophin-associated glycoprotein complex; intracellular anatomical structure.